CUGCUGAAAGCAACUCGCUCGCGCGUACAUCGGGCGACGCGUAUGCUCGCCGCGUAAUACCGCCCUUAAGCACGCGACUAGUUUCACCUCAAUAUUAUACAAAUACAAUUUCUCUAAUAUAUCUAAAAUAUUCUACUUAAAAUUUGAUUACGGCGUCAAAGUUAAAUAAAGUGCUCUUUCGUCGGUUAUCGUUUAUAGUGGGCGUUAUAUUGGCAAUCUCCGUUAGAAUAGAAACCAUGCAAGGAACCAUGAAAUUGGGUGUGAUCUCACCAUGGUGUUCAAAAAUCGUGGAGUGACGUGACGAACAAUUUGGUGUUAAACAAGCGAUAUUUUGGGACACCAUAAAUCUAUCCCAUUCAAGAAAUAAUCCAUUAAGCUGUCGUUGGUCAAUAAAAUGACAGACAAGUGUAUCUUUAUAUGUAAUAAAAAUUUACAGUGAAAUCGUAAAAUGGGGAAGAACAUAAAUUUUCUUAGUAAAAAGCUGUUUAGGAUAUUAGUGAUAGUUCAAAUUGCAAUGUUGUCUUCGGCGACGAAUUCAACGACAACGACGACUACUACAGAAUUGCCAGAGGAGACGAAGCGGGAGGUAGACAAUGAGGUGGAGGUGGAAGGCGAGGCGUACGCCUGGAGUGCGUGGGGCAGCUGGAGUGCCUGCUCCAGGACCUGCGGAGGAGGUGUCUCUGUACAACAUAGGCAGUGUUUGCCCAGGGUCAGAAACAUUCCUCCACUGGACAACAGCAGUAUACCUCCGCCGGUGAUCACCGUGAGAGUGACGAGGGAGACACAUGAGCCGAACUGCCAAGGAGUCGACAAACGAUAUCAUGAGUGCAAUGAUAUUCCGUGUCCUGGUACUAAGCGGGGCAAUCGAGCUGCUCAGUGUGCCGCCUUCGAUAGGAGACCGUUUCGUGGCAGGUUCUACACCUGGGUCCCUUAUAUUGAUGGUAACGCACCAUGUACGCUAAACUGCAGACCUCUAGGGCAGCACUUUUACGCAUCCUUGUCAUUAGUAGCUGAUGGGACUCCGUGCACACGGCAAGGAUUUCGAGCCAUUUGCGUUCAAGGAACUUGUAAGGCGGUGGGUCGUGAAGGCGUCCUAUCUUCAGCUUCAUCUCGUGAAUUACGAUGUGGUCGGCGACUGGUGUCAGGCCUCUUUUCCCGACCACGUCUGCCUCUUGGAUAUUCUUAUGUGACCACUGUUCCUCGUGGGGCCUGCAGGCUUAAUGUCUCGGAGAUCAUGCCCAGCGAGAACUAUAUAGCUUUGAAGAUAUCCAACGGGUCGUAUAUAAUGAAUGGCGAGUUCGCGGUGUCGGCGGCGGGCACGUACGAGGCGGCGGGCGCGCGCUUCGUGUACUCGCGCCAGGGCUCGCUCGACAGCGUCGUCGCACACGGACCCAUACACCACCCCAUCGACAUCAUGAUACUUUAUACUCAACCGAAUCCAAGUAUAAAGUAUGAGUAUUUCACGGAAUCACUUCCUGGUGAGAUUGAGAGUGAUAGCGUGACGAAGGCUGACUUCCCUGAAGUGUCAUCUACGGCUGUGACGAAGCACUAUAGAAGGCAUCAUAGUUACGACGUGUUCCCGAGGACAAGCGCUGAAGUGCCACGACACCCAGACCUGAGCUUUAGUAACGAAGAUGAGGUCGAUGAAGUGGUAGUUGGUAACAUGAAGUUUAUGUGGAAGAUACUGUCCUACUCUCAAUGCACCAGAACAUGUGGAGGUGGAAUACAACUGGGCAAGUUCCGAUGCGUGGAAGCUAACGGCAGUAACCGCGAGGUGGCAGCACUGCACUGUGCUGGCGUGGCCCCUCCUGCCCGACGGCGAAGGUGUGCCAACAUCCCCUGUCCUCCACGCUGGAGAGCUGCUGCCUGGAGUAACUGUCCCAAAUGCGGACCUGCCACCAGAACCAGGAUUGUGGGAUGUGUGCAGGAUCAUGCCAGGGGUAUUACUAAGAUAAGCGACCAAAAAUGUCCGCUACUAAAACCAACGACAUCAGAGAAGUGCGUAAUCCCAGAUUGUGACAAAGUGAUUGGUGGCGAAGUGAGACAGAUCUUGUCUAAACGUGUGACGAAGCAGAAGGAUCACACGGACAACUUCAGAGAAGGUCCCGUAUAUACAGUGGCUGUUAAUAGCACGGAUUUUGAUGUUGGACCCGAAUACUCUUUUAGCCCUGCGGCUGGAUGGCUCUACACUGACUGGUCAGAGUGUGUGGGCUGGUGCGUUGGCGGUGGGGUGCAGAGCAGAGGAGUCCGAUGCGCUGAUCCUUCAGGAUGCUCUCCAAAGAAGACUCCAGAGUCCUCGCGCUCUUGCACUCCUAAGAUUGAAUGUGAACCACUUGAUGGACAGUGGUUUACUGGUGAAUGGUCACCCUGUUCAGCUCCUUGUCGAGGCAAACAAGUUCGUGGAGUGCUAUGCAUCGGUGGUACUGGAAGACAUUUGAAGGACACAGCAUGUCGCCUGGCAAAACCCGCCCAUGAACGGGAGUGUUCCACUGAUUGUAGACCAACCUGGUUCUACGGUGAUUGGGGACCGUGUAUUGGAAACUGCUCAAGUGGUUCCAAUACAGGAGUCCAGCACCGUUCAGUGGUAUGCACGAGAGCUGCUGACAAUGUGCCUGUGAGUGAGACUGAGUGUGAUGCACCACGUCGAGCCACCCGUACAUGUGAACUUACCUGUCUGUCUACCACAUCAUCUUCAUCUACUACAAAUACCCCGUCAACUCCAUCUACUACUCGUAAAGUCCCUGUUAUUACACCUCCCAGGAAACCGUUACAACCAAUUGAGCCUUACAUAGUUUCAGACCACGAACCGACACAAAGGAAUGUUACUCAGAGGACCGCAUCCAAGGAGCGUGGGACCAAAGCUAAGGGUAACUGCGCCGACAAACUGAACAACUGCAUCUUAGCUGUGCAAGCUCGUCUCUGCCACUACAAGUAUUAUACACACAAUUGCUGCAAAUCUUGUGGCGGGCGGUGAAAAUGCAAUGAAAACAACAUUGAUAAUAAAAGAUAAAAGCGCACUGUAGUGAGGAAUCGGAUCAUUUAAUCUUUAAAGAAGUCAUAAGAAAAUAUGAUCAAUAAUUAUGGCGUCAUGACAAGGAUUGAGUAAAGGACUCGAUGUAAAGGGCGUGUUUGGUCCUUCGGUGCCAAAAUUGGUCUUUCAAUACAGUUAUUAAUACAAAUAUUGAAUGUAUAAGUUUUUAAACUGACAUUGUCACUAACACUAAUAUUAGAACUUAAGACGGGAUAUUUACCAUGUUUAUUUAUGUCUAUGAGUUUCCGAUAUUUCGGCAGUCAGUUCAUCCGUGAUCAUGGCGCUUGCAACAGUGCAAUUAUGAAAUAUGGGAAACUAAACAUGGUAAAUAUCCUGGCUUAAGUUCUAAUAUAAAUUAUUGAAGGACCAAUUUUCGUACCGUAGGACCAAACGCGAGUGAAUAUGUAAACUGAAAGGCAUUGAUAGAGUAUCAAGUAGAAUAAAAAAAAUACGACAGAAUUGAUAAGAAGUCAGUUUUAUUUGCUUAAGCAUAGCUAUAGUGCACGAUUAUCUUUUAUUUAAGUAACAUUUUCAAUGUACUACGAUAGUAUGUCCAUACUGUAUAUGCCAAGCGAUAAAUUACGUUUGUGUAUUUUGCGAUAUGAUUUUUUUUUAAUAUCAUACUUCCUUGUAAUAUUUGUGAGUAAGUAGGUAAUGAAAUAUUUUGGAUUACACAUCGGAAAUCGUCGGAUGUUUUGCAUUUGAUCAUUAAAAUUACAGCCGAUUAAUUAUUUAUCAUUUUGUCAUAAUUAAUUUAUCUUAUCCUUAUUCGAAAUGAAGACGAUAGGACCAUUUGCUUUGUUAAGCACCACUUUUGUUUAACAUAUAUUUUUUAUUAGUUUUAGCUAAUAGCUAUUACCCAUUAUUUGUGAAUAUGAGAAUCUAGUUCACAUAAUGUAUGUAAGAGGUUGGCAAAUAAUCAAAUAUAAUUAUUAUUCCAUUGUCAAUCAUCGGCCAAAAAUAGGAUCGGACAGCCCUAUUGUUGCUCUCUGGCUUAUUUACCGUUUUAAAUUUAAUUUAAAAUAAAUUAAAAUUACAUUAAUUAAAAGUUAAUAUUUAUUUACACUAUUGACGUUCCCAAAAUAAUUAAUUUUAAAUUAAAUUAAAAAUAAACAAUUGCAAAUACGUAGCGUUAAGAAUUAACAUUUUCAUUAUUUUGCUUAUUUGGUGUGAUAUUUAAAUUUAAGUAUAUUUUUGUAUUAAUUAAUUUAUAGUACAAGUAUGUCAUGACUCAACUUAGUACUUAGGUUAUACCGACGCUUCUAAGUUAAUAUCAUUUAUGUAUUGUAGCUUAUUUUCCUUCAGCAUAAGUUAUGUAAUUACUUAUAAGUACCUAUGUAUGUGUAAAUAGAUAGUUCUUUAAUAAAACAAGUGAUGAUUAGAUGAAAUUUCAAAA
Messenger RNA from Spodoptera frugiperda (fall armyworm), 4427 nucleotides. RefSeq names its product thrombospondin type-1 domain-containing protein 4. The transcript has 17 exons. The coding region runs from base 449 to 2974 and encodes 841 amino acids. Gene Ontology annotation, biological process: extracellular matrix organization. Gene Ontology annotation, cellular component: extracellular matrix. Lineage: Eukaryota; Metazoa; Arthropoda; Insecta; Lepidoptera; Noctuidae. The record is from RefSeq and is a predicted model, not a curated record. Gene Ontology annotation, molecular function: metalloendopeptidase activity.